Messenger RNA from Galdieria sulphuraria, 1375 nucleotides. RefSeq names its product esterase / lipase. Gene Ontology annotation, molecular function: hydrolase activity, acting on ester bonds. Lineage: Eukaryota; Rhodophyta; Bangiophyceae; Galdieriales; Galdieriaceae. The transcript is spliced from 2 exons. Gene Ontology annotation, biological process: lipid metabolic process. Bases 33 to 1331 code for a protein of 432 amino acids. The record is from RefSeq and is a predicted model, not a curated record.
AUAACAAAUUGAUUUGGUUGUGUGGAAACAAAAUGUUAAGUUUUCCAGAAUUGAUAAACGUGAUCAUUGCUGUAUCAGUGUUGCUUUUAGAGUCUAUCGCUAGAGUUAUCGCACAUCUUGUUCGCUUUUUGGUGCCUGAAGCACUUACAAAAAGUGUUUUAAAACUUGUUUCCUCAUAUUUUCCUUUCAAGGAUGGCCACAAGCAAGACCCAGUAUUGGAUAUGGACUGUGCUAGGCUCAUCCGCUAUAGAGGUUAUCCUGUAGAACUACAUACGGUAGAAACUUCGGAUGGAUUUUUUAUUACACUUUUUCGUAUACCGAAUGGUAGAGCCAGUAUAGAUAGGUUGCCUGACCAGAAAACAUUGUCAAAUAAGCAUCCCGUUUUCUUUAUGCAUGGCUUCUUACAGAGUUCUGAAGCUUGGGUGUUGAGAGACUCGAAAGGCUGCCUUCCCUUUAUUUUGGCGGACGAAGGUUAUGACGUGUGGUUGGGUAAUGUUAGAGGUAAUCGAUAUGGAUACAAACAUCGAUAUUUUUCUCCUCGUUCUCGACAAUUUUGGAACUUUGGAAUGGACGAAAUGGCUCGAAUUGACCUUCCCAUACAACUCGAAUAUGCUAGGAAAGUAUCUGGUGCUUCCAAAAUAACCUAUAUUGGUUUUUCACAAGGGACUGCUAUUGCUUUUGCUGCAUUUUCUGUUCUUCCUGAUCUUGCCUCGAAGAUUUCACUUUUUGUUGCCUUGGCGCCUUCUACGAGAGUUCAUGGACUUAAGAACCCUAUAAUCGAAUCCUUAGUGGCAUGUGAUCCCAAUAUCGUCUAUUUGAUUUUCGGAAGAAGGAGAUUACUAAGUAUAGCACUAUUUUGGAGACGUAUAUUACCACCUGAUAUGUUUUCACACGUUAUUGACAUUUCCACAAGACUACUGUUUGGUUGGAAAAGUGAAAAUUUGUCAACUAAAGAGAAACCGAGACUUUAUGCCCAUCUUUAUUCUUAUGGUUCAGUGAAAACUAUGGUUCACUGGUUUCAAGUGAUUGUAAAUAGUCGUUUUCAGAUGUAUGAUGAUCAAGAUGCAGUAACCAAGAAGAAGUAUCCUGGACAUUUACCUCCACUUUAUCCAGUCAAUCAGAUUGGUUGUCCAGUUGCCUUAUUCUUUGGUGGAAGUGAUCCGUUGCCUGAUACAGAGUGGCUGCUUCAUGAAAUAAAUGAGCCAGUAUAUGUUCAUUGUCAAGAGGAAUAUGAACAUUUGGACUUUCAAUGGGCGGCAUCUGCACCCAAACUUGUAUAUCCAAAGAUAGUAGAACUUGUGCAUGUACAUGGAAAUAAGGAAACAAGUUGAGUUUGAAUUUUGUUUAUUUUGAUAAUAAAUUCAGAUAUGAAAUG